UUGUCAAAAUUGUGUCAAAAAUAUUUUAUACAUUGAGGUGAAAUGUAAUUUGUUUUUCUAACAUAAUAUUAAAUUAUUGACUAAAUUCAUAAUGAAUUUUAGCGGAACAUUGAGAAUUAAUAAAUUCGCAUGUUUUACAUUACUGUUUAUUUUGUUUGUGAUUAUUUACUGGCGAUCAAACGGUGGAGCUUACCCGACAGACAAAAAUGAAAUUAUUAAUUUAAAAACAUUACUAACAGCUGCUAUCCAUGCUGCAGAAUAUGGAGGGAGGAAAGUGUUGGAGGGUACGAAUCGGGAUUUGAAUAUUAAAAGCAAAGGGAAGACGAAAGAAGGUGUAAAUGAUCCUGUUACGGAUGCGGAUCAAGCGUCGCAUUGUGUCAUGUUUUAUGGACUGAGUAAGACGUUUCCGAAACUGACAAUUGUAUCGGAAGAGCAUUCUAUAAACGAUCGUAAGUGUGAAGACCAGGAACCAUUCAAUACGGACACACCACCCCCUCAACAUCGUAUGAUCGAAGAUAUGAACAAUGAACUCGUGUUUGCUAAAGAUAUUACAAUAUGGAUAGAUCCUUUAGACGCUACUAAGGAAUAUACAGAGGGUCUAUAUCAGUAUGUGACAACUAUGGUCUGUGUAGCAUAUAAAGGCAUACCAAUUAUUGGUGUAAUUCAUUAUCCUUUCCCACCGGAAAAUCCUCAGACGUACUGGGGCUGGCUUGCGAAGAAAACAUCAAGUAAUGUUGCCAAUGUUGCUCAUCAAGAAGAAUAUAAAGAAAAUCCUAGAGUAGUUGUGUCAAUAUCACAUCAAGGGAAAGUAUCUGAAAUGGCUAAAGAAGCAUUCGGUCCUAAGACAACCGUAAGCAAUGCUGCAGGCGCUGGUUAUAAAGUCAUGGGAGUUGUUAACGGUACUUACGAUGUUUACCUUCAUGCUACAGCUAUUAAGAAAUGGGAUUUAUGUGCCGGAGAUGCUAUUAUACGAACAGUAGAUGGUAAGAUGACUACCGCUAAAGGGGAUUACAUUGAUUAUUCACCGAAUGCUGAUGUCAAGGUGACCGAAGGUGUUCUUGUAACGAGGUACGACCAUGAAUAUUAUUUAAGUAAAAUAUCUAAAAAGUUAUAAUAAAGCUGUGUUUGUAAGGAUAAGAGACAUUAUUUGGUUGUUUUAACAAAACAUAAAUUAUUUAAG
Molecule: messenger RNA, 1180 nt
Organism: Papilio machaon (common yellow swallowtail)
Lineage: Eukaryota; Metazoa; Arthropoda; Insecta; Lepidoptera; Papilionidae
Product: putative inositol monophosphatase 3
Exons: 3
Coding region: 92-1114 (340 amino acids)
Cellular component (GO): endomembrane system
Molecular function (GO): 3'-nucleotidase activity
Source: RefSeq, a predicted model, not a curated record